Neoarius graeffei (lesser salmon catfish) is the source of this 1254-nucleotide messenger RNA. RefSeq names its product solute carrier family 35 member G2-like. The transcript has 4 exons. NCBI's taxonomy places the organism in Eukaryota, Metazoa, Chordata, Actinopteri, Siluriformes, Ariidae. The record is from RefSeq and is a predicted model, not a curated record. Gene Ontology annotation, cellular component: membrane. Bases 19 to 1254 code for a protein of 411 amino acids.
AAAUACAGGAGGAAAAUCAUGGACAAGUCUCUGAUGCAGCGUCUGCUUGGCUCGAGGAAAAACUCAAGGCUCCACCUGACUGCAGUGAUGGUGAAAUACAGCUCCCAUUUCUCCCAACAUGGAGAUGAGAGCUACGAUGAUGUGCCAUCCUUUGAGGAUUUUGGUGCCUUUAUGGCAGAGAAGUCAGACAGGAAGCAGCUGAGUGACAGUAAAGCACACAGGACAGUGUUUAACCAUCAGUAUGAAUCGAAAUCAAGAGGUUCUAAAGGGGUCAGAGGUCAGCUGCAGAGCUUCAGUGAGGCGAGUGUGCUAUCAUCACGCAUGAUGUGGGCAGUGCUAUUUGGUGCAGCUCUGGCUCAUGGCUGUGUCUCUCUCCUGACACGUUUAGCUGAAGAUUUGUCCCACAUCCCAUCGCUUGAGCUUCUCUUUGUCCGCUCUGUCCUCCAGCUCCUGUCCAUCGCUGUUGUUCUUUACCACAAGGAGGCGCCAUUUGGGCCACAAGGCUGCAGGCUGCAUCUUUUCUCCUAUGGAAUAUGUAAUGUCAUCUCCAUCUCCUGUGCAUACACCUCCUUUGCACUAGUUCCUCCUGCUAAUGGCGCUAUUGUAUGGCGAGCGAGUGCAACAGUGUUCAGUGCCAUCUUGUCCUUCCUGCUCGUCGAUGAGUGGCUUGGUGCGACGGACACCAUCUCUGUCUCCUGCAGCAUCUUUGGGCUGGGCCUCAUAUUAAUCCCCAAUCUUGCUAGUGAGAAAAAUCCACUUGGGUUCUGGAAGGAGGCAUUUGGUUAUGUCCUGAUGGUUUUGGCAGGAGUGAUGGCAGCACUCUCCAUGAUUCUGUACAGGUGUGUUAAGCAGCAAGUGAGCAUGUGGACAGCAUUGUUUACUUUUGGAUGGAUGGGUUCUCUCUGGUCCUGCUGCUCCAUGUUCCUCCUGCAGGAACCUGUCCUUCCACACAAUGCAAAGACCUGGAUCUUCCUCAUAUCCAUCUGCUUCUGCUCCACCAUCGCCUUCCUGGGGGUUUAUUAUGGCUUGCAACAUCUUCACCCCGCACUAGUUAGCACGGUGCAGCACCUGGAGCUCGUUGUGGCGAUGCUUCUGCAGCUGCUCGUACUGCACAUACUCCCCUCUGUCUGUGACAUCAUCGGUGCCAUCGUCAUCAUCGUCAGCGUCCUUGCACUCAGCCUCAUCAAAGUUCUGUGUAGUGGAAAGCACAGGACGGAGGAAUACGAAGAAAUCCUGGACUCGUCCAUAAAAUAA